Messenger RNA from Laccaria bicolor S238N-H82, 2028 nucleotides. RefSeq lists its product as uncharacterized. The coding region runs from base 1 to 2028 and encodes 675 amino acids. The transcript has 6 exons. NCBI's taxonomy places the organism in Eukaryota, Fungi, Basidiomycota, Agaricomycetes, Agaricales, Hydnangiaceae. The record is from RefSeq and is a predicted model, not a curated record.
AUGUCGUCGCCAACGCCCCUCGCCGCUGUCCUCUCGCUGCUUGCAUUCCCCGCCCUCUCAGCAGCUUAUUCCUGGAAUUUCAAGGCAAACCCGCAGCAGUGCUCAAACCUUACCAUAUCCAUCUCAGGCUCCGAUGGCAAGCCCCCAUACCGCGUGCUUAUCAUACCCUUUGGACCCAGCCCCCUCCCGAAUAACGUCGAGGCGAGGACAAUUUUGGACAUGCCUUUUGAAGGAAACUCGAAUACCAUCUCAUUCCAACUCAAAUACCCCGCCAAUUCUCAGCUUGUUGCCGUAGUGAGUAUUCUCUCGAUUUCUAUUCCCUCUUUUCUUCUUGUUGUGAACUACCUGCACUGGAUCCACUCCCCCCUUCCAUUCCUUCUGCCACCUGAUCCUUACGACGCAUACCAUGCAUACAGCGCCUGUUCACUAAUGACCAUCAAUGCGCGUCUGAAUAUCGGCUAUGUCAAGCUUUUCCACCUAUCCACCUCAUGGCGAAAAGUGACUUUCAUGUCUCCUUACCGCAGCAUCAGUGACUCCCACGAGCCUGUAUCGUUUGACAGGCUAUGGCGUCAUGUGCAGUCUUCAACCCUUGGCGUUUAUCGCUACCCCUAUCGUGGACUUGUCGAGCUCCAUCGUCGCUAUGGCGGUCUUGAAGUCUCCACAAACAUAUAUUCCUUGUGUAGAUUCUUACACUUUACGCCAUAUGGGUGCACUUCCUAUAAUGACGCUGCCAGGGUCCCGACGAUCGUCACCUGCUCUCGCAUAUCCUAUGGAAUACCCACGAUAACUAUCUUGAUGACGUAUCGUCUGACUAUCUGGCGCUUACCAUGGAUGCUGUGUUUCACCCAUGCAUCUACUCAGAUUGACGCUGCCUGGAUCUCUUCUUGGUCAUCAUCGAUGGUUCAAGGUCUGACUAGUUGGCGCUUACUAGUAACCGGGCCUGGAAUCUAUGUUAGUGAUUCUACAGGCUUUGGUUCAGGUGGUACCAGCGUAGCUGCACAGGUUGCCACUUCGUCGGAUGCCUCGUGUUUCAAUGCCACUGCAAACGUCUCCCCCUCAUUCGUCUUUUCGAUAUAUCCCCCAAAUCAAAUCGUCCAAUGCCAAAAUACACGGCUAGGGUGGGAUAACUCAACUGUGCAAGGAAUCCCAAAUUUCCUCGGAGUAAUACCGGGAGGACAAUCUUUUGCUGUUCCGGAGCCGCUGGAUUCCAUCACCAAUGUCGAUUCAGAAGGUACGGGCUUUACAUGGUUACCAAAUCUUCGGGGGGGUACAACGCUGCUCCUUAUUGCUGGCGACAAUCGGGGAAACGGAACGGGUGGAAGCUCGCUUAAUACAGUGAGCACGGGGACUCAGAACAUUGGGACCUGCUUGAAUGCAACCAGCCCGAGCUCGACGCCCGGGAGUCCUGCUGGCGGGAGUUAUCCGACUAGUACAAACGGGAGCUGGACUGGCGGAGGUUCUGGUGGUGGAAGUACGAACACGGCAGCUAUUGUUGGAGGUGUCAUUGGCGGGGUUGUCCUUCUUCUCGCGGUCGUCCUACUCCUGCUGUUCUUCCGCCGUCGUGAAAAAUUGCAGAAGAGACAAAAAGAACGGCCUGUGGACCUUCUGAACGCGGAGGAAGACGGCGAUGAAGAUCACGCUCCCAGACAAAACGAACUACCGCAGUACUACCGACCGGAACCGUUCAUGGUAUCAGACACGCUCUCUGGCACUGGGGACGGGUACACAACGGACGGCGAACGUCCGUUGAGUGGUGUUACGACGACUACGAGCUACUAUAACCGCAGUGCGACCCCGGAGGGCAGCGCGGCGUAUGGAUAUGGGGCUGGUGUUUCUGGAAGUUCGGUUGGGGGACGGAAAGGGGGGAUGAGGCCGCUUAGACCGGUCAAUAUUAUUCAGCAUGAUGAUGCGGGACCGAGCGAACCGAAGGAGGAGGAAGGUGAUCCGGAGACGAUCGAGCUUCCGCCUGCUUAUACUGCUAUGAAGAAGGCUGCUGCGGGUGGAGGUGGGGGAGAGACGGAAGCGUGA